AUGGGCGAAUAUACGAAUAUAUACACCUUCCACGACAAGACCCUCGCCGAGCGAUUGGAGGAGUACACCAGUAUACUGUCCGCGGAUGGAAGGGUAGUGCCCGCGUCGAGCAUCCGAGCGGAAUGGAUCUGCGACGUGGAACUCGUCAUCGAGCCGGUCGGCUGGCAGGCGUUGUGGAAGAUAUCGCGCUCCACGUGCGAGAAUUACAGUAUCCGUUACCCGACGAUCGUCCUGGUGGAAGUGUUGGGCAUGGACUAUCCUGUGCUGAACGCCCUGGUGAAGAUCACAGCCGUCCAGGAUGACAUACAUCUGCCCGAAAAGCACGAGGUGCCGCUGAUCGAGCUGUACCCCACUAUCGAUCAGACGAACCACAGCUUGGACAUAGUGGGCACAGCGCACUGCGUGGAUCGGUUAAGAUUCUUUUACAAUUAUCUAUGGAUGCCAUGGGACGAGGAUGAGGAUGACAAUAUCGAUUGGGUGGACCAGCACCUGGAACGCAGAAUCAGACUGUUCUUCGAUAUGAACAAUGGAGUUAUUAGUAAGGACACAUGCGACAUCAUUAGGUCAUUAAUCAGCGAGGGAAAGGAGAUACAGAAGAAGAUUUCGACGUACGAGGCUUUGCUGCCCGAGGACUUCCACGAGGAUAACGUACCUGAAGAACUGGCGCAGGAGACUUGUACUCUGAUGAAGCUUCAUUUUCGGCUUCAGCAGAUUAAAGCAGAAUUGGACCUGCUCGAGAAUCCUGCGUUAAGAGGAUUGCUUGGGAAGAAUCAGUCGUUUAACAGAAGAAAAAAGCGCAGUGAUAAUGAAAAUAAGAAAAGCAUGUACUAUUUUGUGUGGUCAGGUGGUAUUGUCAAAGAGCUGCAUGAACUUUCUAAUAAAAUUCAAACAAUGUUGCCCGAGGAUGCACCUGUUAAAAUUUGUGGAUAUUUGGAUGAUGUUAUGGAUAUGUUUGAAACAAGCGACACUAUUCUAUUAGGCGAAGGAAAUCACACGAUUAAAGGUUCCACUGGAUUAGAAGAUGGGGGUGCAAUUUUAGGAAUUUCUAAUGUAGAGAACACCAUAAUUUCUCCAUGUGAUCCGGAUAUGUCGUCAUCUUUGUUCGAUUUCUCUGGCAACGAGAUAUUGUUGAGGAAUUUCUGCGUCGACUUGGGAACACUUCAGGCAGGUAUAAUUGUCAGAAAGGACUGUACUGUACUUGUAACUGGUUCCAGAAUACGUGUUUCAAAUGCCACGGUAAAUACCGCUAAAUGGGGCGCGGUUGUUAUGCCAGGAGCCAAAUUAGUACUUGAGAAGGUGAUUUUCCAAGGAUUAGGAACCGCUAUCAUUAUUUAUGGAACUGGUGAAGUUGUUAUGAAUGAUUGCCAUUUUGAAAGCUGUUGCGAGGGUAUACGGCUCAAUGAUAAUGCACGUUUUACCGCGACCAAAUGUUCCUUCGAGUCUAUUGAAAACGGGUAUGCUAUAGUGAUGGAAACUGAGAAAGUAACUCGUUCAGAGAGUAUAAAGGUGGGGAGCGAAUCGAGCCUUGUGUCUCUUAAAAACAUCUCUAUAAACGAAUGCAAAUUUUCUAACAAUUACGACGAGGGAAGUAUCACGUUAAGACCGAAAGACACCGCCGCUCUCACACGUAGACACAUUAAUGUGACAGAAGAGUCAGCUCCGAAAGAAGCUAUGGAAUUAUGAGUUUUGCAUUAUCUGUCACAUUAUCAUAAAUUCUCCUUAGACUUGUUAUUACCCCUUUUGAUACGAAGUCCAAGCUUAUUGAUAUAUUUAUAAAAAAAAAGAAUUUUAUAAGCUCUGAAUAUUUUUCUACGAAAAUAUAUCUGGUUAAAAAAA
Messenger RNA from Monomorium pharaonis (pharaoh ant), 1836 nucleotides. RefSeq names its product protein nessun dorma (gene nesd). Bases 1 to 1683 code for a protein of 560 amino acids. Lineage: Eukaryota; Metazoa; Arthropoda; Insecta; Hymenoptera; Formicidae. The record is from RefSeq and is a predicted model, not a curated record. The transcript is spliced from 4 exons. Gene Ontology annotation, biological process: male meiosis cytokinesis; spermatogenesis.